Molecule: messenger RNA, 731 nt
Organism: Sus scrofa (pig)
Lineage: Eukaryota; Metazoa; Chordata; Mammalia; Artiodactyla; Suidae
Source: RefSeq, a predicted model, not a curated record
UUCCUGUUUCCCAUCAUGGUGCAGGAUCAAGAUGAAAAGAAGAACCCCAUGUGGGAACUUGGCAUCCACAAGCUCUGCCUCAACAUCUGCGAGGGGGAGAGUGGAAACAGACUGACCCGGGCAGCCGAGGUGCUGAAGCAGCUCACAGGCCAGAGCCCUGUGUUCUCCAAAGCUAGAUACACUGUCAGAUCCUUUGGCAUCAGGAGAAAUGAAAAGAUUGCCGUCCACUGCACAGUCCGUGGGGCCAAGGCAGAAGAAAUAUUUGAGAGACAUCUGAGGGUGCGAGAGUACAAGUUAAGAAAAAAUAACUUUAACUUUGGAAACUUUGGUUUGAGGGUCCAAGAACAUAUCAGUCUGGGGACCAAAUAUGAUCCAAGCAUUGGUAUCUACAGCCUGGACUUCUACGUGGUGCUGGGUAGGCCCGGUUUCAGCUUCGCAGACAAGAAGCACAGGACAGGCUGCAUUGGGGCCAAACACGGAAUCAGCAAAGAGGAUGCCAUGAGCUGGUUCCAGCAGAAGUAUGAUGAGAUCAUCCUUCCUGGCAAAUAAAUUCCUGUUUUUAUCCAAAAGGCUAAUAAAAAGUUUUCACUGAAAUGUAAAAAUAAAUAAAUAAAUAAAUAAAAGAUAUACGCUAAAAUACUGACAAAUAAAAUAAUGAGUUCUGAUAUUGGAUUAAAAAUAAUCCAGCAAGGGACUGGAGGGAGUGAAGAGAGUAGGGCUGAAACAAAAGU